This is a messenger RNA of Coregonus sp. 'balchen', 7572 nucleotides long. The record is from the annotation of a GenBank genome assembly. NCBI's taxonomy places the organism in Eukaryota, Metazoa, Chordata, Actinopteri, Salmoniformes, Salmonidae.
CUCAACAGAAGUCUCAGUCGUUUUUAGUACAUGCAUUCAUAAACUUUCACAACAACCGAAGACCUCAGAAAUUUAACAGUAAUUUUAGUUUGGACAGAUCUAUUUCUGGCGGCUUGAAUGACAAAUCAAAUGUCUUGAUUUGACUCGAAUAAGGAGCGGUUUCGGUUUGUAUAAUUUUACGCAUUUCUAAGAACUAGAAACGACUAUUUCCUUCAAUAUGUCAGCUUCGUGGAAGUCUAGUUUAGACCUGGGGAGUAUUCCAUUGAGAGCGCUGAAUAUCAACGUGAGAAAAAGAUUGGGACUGUUUUUAAAUCCGAGAAACACUGUGGCAUCAGACUGGAUGUCUGUCGCAGAGAACAUGGGCUUCUCUUAUUUAGAGAUCAAGAAUUACGAGGAUUGCCAGGACCCGACACGGAAGAUUCUAGAGGACUGGCAAUCACGUUGUCCCGGAGCUAAAGUUGGAAAGUUAGUUUCAAUUCUGGAUAACGUGGACAGAAAAGAUGUUGUGGAGGAUCUUCGAGAUCUCAUUGGUAGGUGAACUGUCAACUCUGCUUUUUAUUGAUAAAUAAUAUGACAUGUAAUCAUCUAUAAAUUAUGAGUGAAACCUGUAUUUUGUAUUCUGAAAUGUGUUAUUACAGACAUGUUAUACAUUAAUUACAAAGUAACCUUUAGUUGAAGUGUCAUUAAUUAUGAUGACCUAAUAUUGAAAUAAUUGCUGAGAAACUUGACCCGUUUGUGUGUGUGUGAAUGUCUCUGUGUGUGUGUGUGUGUGUGUGUGUGUGUGUUUGUUUGUGGGCGUGCGUGCGCGCUUAUGUGUGUAUUUCUGGGUAUGUCUGGGUGUAUGCACAUCUCUGUGUGCAUAGAGGAGGACUGUAGGAGGUACAUAGAGAGACAGAAUGAGCCCCCAGUCCAGGUGCCUGAGGUGGACAGCUGUGUCCCCAGAACCCCAGAGCGACAAGGCAUCACCCUGGAGGAUGACCCACAAGGUAAUAUAAUGCAAAUAAUGUCACACCUGAUAGGUCUGCAGAACACUGUUAUCCAAUAAUAACACUAGUGUUACAUACUGUUGGUCUGUAGAACACUGUUAUCCAAUAAUAACACUAGUGUUACAUACUGUUGGUCUGUAGAACACUGUUAUCCAAUAAUAACACUAGUGUUACAUACUGUUGGUCUGUAGUACACUGUUAUCCAAUAAUAACACUAGUGUUACAUACUGUUGGUCUGUAGAACACUGUUAUCCAAUAAUAACACUAGUGUUACAUACUGUUGGUCUGUAGAACACUGUUAUCCAAUAAUAACACUAGUGUUACAUACUGUUGGUCUGUAGUACACUGUUAUCCAAUAAUAACACUAGUGUUACAUACUGUUGGUCUGUAGUACAAUGUUAUCUAAUAAUAACACUAGUGUUACAUACUGUUGGUCUGUAGUACAAUGUUAUCUAAUAAUAACACUAGUGUUACAUACUGUUGGUCUGUAGUACAAUGUUAUCUAAUAAUAACACUAGUGUUACAUACUGUUGGUCUGUAGAACACUGUUAUCCAAUAAUAACACUAGUGUUACAUUCUGUAGAACACUGUUAUCCAAUAAUAACACUAGUGUUACAUACUGUUGGUCUGUAGAACACUGUUAUCCAAUAAUAACACUAGUGUUACAUACUGUUGGUCUGUAGAACACUGUUAUCCAAUAAUAACACUAGUGUUACAUACUGUUGGUCUGUAGUACACUGUUAUCCAAUAAUAACACUAGUGUUACAUACUGUUGGUCUGUAGUACAAUGUUAUCUAAUAAUAACACUAGUGUUACAUACUGUUGGUCUGUAGUACAAUGUUAUCUAAUAAUAACACUAGUGUUACAUACUGUUGGUCUGUAGUACAAUGUUAUCUAAUAAUAACACUAGUGUUACAUACUGUUGGUCUGUAGUACACUGUUAUCAAUAAUAACACUAGUGUUACAUACUGUUGGUCUGUAGAACACUGUUAUCCAAUAAUAACACUAGUGUUACAUACUGUUGGUCUGUAGAACACUGUUAUCCAAUAAUAACACUAGUGUUACAUACUGUUGGUCUGUAGAACACUGUUAUCCAAUAAUAACACUAGUGUUACAUACUGUUGGUCUGUAGAACACUGUUAUCCAAUAAUAACACUAGUGUUACAUACUGUUGGUCUGUAGAACACUGUUAUCCAAUAAUAACACUAGUUGUUACAUACUGUUGGUCUGUAGAACAUGUUAUCCAAUAAUAACACUAGUGUUACAUACUGUUGGUCUGUAGAACACUGUUAUCCAAUAAUAACACUAGUGUUACAUACUGUUGGUCUGUAGACACUGUUAUCCAAUAAUAACACUAGUGUUACAUACUGUUGGUCUGUAGUACAACUGUUAUCCAAUAAUAACACUAGUGUUACAUACUGUUGGUCUGUAGUACAAUUAUUAUAUAACACUGUGUACUACUUUGGUCUCAACUGUUACUGACUAUACCAUGUCAUACUUGUCUGUACAUGUACUCCAAUAUAACACUGUGUUACAUACUUGUCUGUGAACACUGUUAUCCAAUAAUAACACUAGUGUUACAUACUGUUGGUCUGUGUACCCUGUUAUCCAUAAUAACCACUAGUGUUACAUACUGUUGGUCUGAUAGAUCUAUUUAUUUGCAAUGUACACACGUCCAUCGAAUCUGUUGACUUCCAUCAUUGCAUACCCCUCUAAAGGCUCCUCUGUCUCCUGAUGUUGAGUCCCCUCUCUCCUCUCUUCCUGAUGUUGAGUCCCCUCUCUCCUCUCUCUCUUCUGAUGUUGAGUCCCUCUCCUCUCCUCUGUCUCCUGAUGUUGAGUCCCCUCUCCUCCUCUGUCUCCUGAUGUUGAGUCCCCUCUCUCCUCUGUCUCCUGAUGUUGAGUCCCCUCUCUCCUCUCUCUCCUGAUGUUGAGUCCCCUCUCUCCUCUCUCUCCUGAUGUUGAGUCCCCUCUCUCCUCUCUCCUCUGUCUCCUGAUGUUGAGUCCCCUCUCUCCUCUGUCUCCUGAUGUUGAGUCCCCCCUCUCCUCUGUCUCCUGAUGUUGAGUCUCCUCUCUCCUCUGUCUCCUGAUGUUGAGUCCCCUCUCUCCUCUGUCUCCUGAUGUUGAGUCCCCCCUCUCCUCUGUCUCCUGAUGUUGAGUCCCCUCUCUCCUCUCUCCUCUGUCUCCUGAUGUUGAGUCUCCUCUCUCCUCUGUCUCCUGAUGUUUGAGUCCCCUCUCUCCUCUGUCUCCUGAUGUUGAGUCCCCUCUCUCCUCUGUCUCCUGAUGUUGAGUCUCCUCUCUCCUCUGUCUCCUGAGUUGAGUCUCCUCUCUCCUCUGUCUCCUGAUGUUGAGUUACCCUCCUCUCCUCUGUCUCCUUGAUGUUGAGUCCCCUCUCUCCUCUCUCCUCUGUCUCCUGAUGUUGAGUCCCCUCUCUCCUCUGUCUCCUGAUGUUGAGUCCCCUCUCUCCUCUGUCUCCUGAUGUUGAGUCCCCCCUCUCCUCUGUCUCCUGAUGUUGAGUCCCCUCUCUCCUCUCUCCUCGUCUCCUGAUGUUGAGUCUCCUCUCUCCUCUGUCUCCUGAUGUUGAGUCCCCUCUCUCCUCUCUCUCCUGAUGUUGAGUCCCCUCUCUCCUCUGUCUCCUGAUGUUGAGUCCCCUCUCUCCUCUCUCUCCUGAUGUUGAGUCCCCUCUCUCCUCUGUCUCCUGAUGUUGAGUCCCCCCUCUCCUCUCUCUCCUGAUGUUGAGUCCCCUCUCUCCUCUCUCCUCUGUCUCCUGAUGUUGAGUCUCCUCUCUCCUCUGUCUCCUGAUGUUGAGUCCCCUCUCUCCUCUGUCUCCUGAUGUUGAGUCCCCCCUCUCCUCUGUCUCCUGAUGUUGAGUCCCCUCUCUCCUCUCUCCUCUGUCUCCUGAUGUUGAGUCCCCCUCUCUCCUCUGUCUCCUGAUGUUGAGUCCCCUCCUCCUCUCUCCUCUGUCUCCUGAUGUUGAUUUCUUCCCUCUCUCUCCUGCUCUCCUCUCUCUCCUGAUGUUGAGUCCCCUCUCUCCUCUCUCCUCUGUCUCCUGAUGUUGAGUCCCCUCUCUCCUCUCUCCUCUGUCUCCUGAUGUUGAGUCCCCUCUCUUCUCUCCUCUGUCUCCUGAUGUUGAGUCCCCUCUCUCCUCUGUCUCUGAUGUCCCUGAUUGUCUCCGAUCCUCCUCCUCUCCUCUGUCUCCUGAUGUUGAGUCUCCUCUCUCCUCUGUCUCCUGAUGUUGAUCCCUCUCUCCUCUCUCUCUUUCCUGAUGUUGAGUCCCCUCUCUCCUCUGUCUCCUGAUGUUGAGUCCCCUCCUCUCCUCCUCUCCUUGAUGUUGAGUCCCCUCUCUCCUCUGUCUCCUGAUGUUGAGUCCCCUCUCUCCUCUCUCUCCUGAUGUUGAGUCCCCUCUCUCCUCUCUCCUCGCUCUGAUGUUGAGUCCCUCUCUCCUCUGUCUCCUGAUGUUGAGUCCCCUCUCUCCUCUCUCUCCUGAUGUUGAGUCCCCUCUCUCCUCUGUCUCCUGAUGUUUGAGUCCCCUCCUCUCCCUCUCUCCCUGAUGUUGAGUCCCCCCCUCUCUCCUCUGUCUCCUGAUGUUGAGUCCCCUCUCUCCUCUCUCUCCUGAUGUUGAGUCCCCUCUCUCCUCUCUCCUCUGUCUCCUGAUGUUGAGUCUCCUCUCUCCUCUGUCUCCUGAUGUUGAGUCCCCUCUCUCCUCUGUCUCCUGAUGUUGAGUCCCCCUCUCUCCUCUGUCUCCUGAUGUUGAGUCCCCUCUCUCCUCUCUCUUCUGUCUCCUGAUGUUGAGUCCCCUCUCUCCUCUGUCUCCUGAUGUUGAGUCCCCUCUCUCCUCUCUCCUCUGUCUCCUGAUGUUGAGUCCCCUCUCUCCUCUCUCCUCUCUCUCCUGAUGUUGAGUCCCCUCUCUCCUCUCUCCUCUGUCUCCUAAUGUUGAGUCUCCUCUCUCCUCUGUCUCCUGAUGUUGAGUCUCCUCUCUCCUCUGUCUCCUGAUGUUGAGUCUCCUCUCUCCUCUCUCUCCUGAUGUUGAGUCUCCUCUCUCCUCUGUCUCCUGAUGUUGAGUCCCCCCUCUCCUCUCUCUCCUGAUGUUGAGUCCCUUCUCUCCUCUCUCCUCUGUCUCCUGAUGUUGAGUCCCCUCUCUCCUCUCUCCUCUGUCUCCUGAUGUUGAGUCCCUUCUCUCCUCUCUCCUCUGUCUCCUGAUGUUGAGUCUCCUCUCUCCUCUGUCUCCUGAUGUUGAGUCUCCUCUCUCCUCUGUCUCCUGAUGUUGAGUCUCCUCUCUCCUCUGUCUCCUGAUGUUGAGUCCCCCCUCUCCUCUGUCUCCUGAUGUUGAGUCUCCUCUCUCCUCUCUCUCCUCUCUCCAGGGGGUGUACCGGAGCUGUUUGAUGCCUUCAUCUGCUACUGUCUAAGUGACUUUGACUUUGUCCAUGAGAUGAUCCAGCAGUUGGAGCAGACGGACCACAAGUUGAAGCUGUGUGUGUUUGACCGGGACGUCCUGCCUGGAUCCUGUGUUUGGACCAUCACCAGCGAACUCAUCGAGAAGAGGCAAGUUGAGGCCCUGCUCCCUUUGGCAUCUUCAAGAUCCACAGCCACUUAUUGGCUGUGUUCUGUUUCUGUUAUAAUUGUUCAUACUCAUGUUUUCCGCAUUUUAUUAGCUCAAGCCAUGGGUUCUGCUAUGCUAAUGCCAUGGGUUCUGCUAUGCUAAUGCCAUGGGUUCUGCUAUGCUAAUGCCAUGGGUUCUGCUAUGCUAAUGCCAUGGGUUCUGCUAUGCUAAUGCCAUGGGUUCUGCUAUGCUAAUGCCAUGGGUUCUGCUAUGCUAAUGCCAUGGGUUCUGCUAUGCUAAUGCCAUGGGUUCUGCUAUGCUAAUGCCAUGGGUUCUGCUAUGCUAAUGCCAUGGGUUCUGCUAUGCUAAUGCCAUGGGUUCUGCUAUGCUAAUGCCAUGGGUUCUGCUAUGCUAAUGCCAUGGGUUCUGCUAUGCUAAUGCCAUGGGUUCUGCUAUGCUAAUGCCAUGGGUUCUGCUAUGCUAAUGCCAUGGGUUCUGCUAUGCUAAUGCCAUGGGUUCUGCUAUGCUAAUGCCAUGGGUUCUGCUAUGCUCAAGCCAUGGGUUCUGCUAUGCUAAUGCCAUGGGUUCUGCUAUGCUAAUGCCAUGGGUUCUGCUAUGCUAAUGCCAUGGGUUCUGCUAUGCUAAUGCCAUGGGUUCUGCUAUGCUAAUGCCAUGGGUUCUGCUAUGCUAAUGCCAUGGGUUCUGCUAUGCUAAUGCCAUGGGUUCUGCUAUGCAAAAACGUGCUGCAGCUAAUGUCUGGAUGUGUUUAUUGUUAUCUUGUAGGUGUUAGAGGAUGGUGGUUAUGACUGGAUCAAACUGUAUGUUGUUGAUCUGUAGGUGUUAGAGGAUGGUGGUCAUGACUGGAUCAAACUGUAUGUUGUUGAUCUGUAGGUGUUAGAGGAUGGUGGUUAUGACUGGAUCAAACUGUAUGUUGUUGAUCUGUAGGUGUAAGAGGAUGGUGGUGGUGAUAUCUGAUGAGUACCUGGACAGUGAUGCCUGUGACUUCCAGACCAAGUUCGCCCUCAGUCUCUGCCCUGGUAAGUCUCUGCCCUGGUAAGAGUCUGUCCUGGUAAGUCUCUGUCCUGGUAAGUCUCUGUCCUGGUAAGUCUCUGCCCUGGUAAGUCUCUGUCCUGGUAAGUCUCUGUCCUGGUAAGUCUCUGCCCUGGUAAGUCUCUGCCCUGGUAAGAGUCUGUCCUGGUAAGUCUCUGCCCUGGUAAGAGUCUGUCCUGGUAAGUCUCUGCCCUGGUAAGUCUCUGCCCUGGUAAGUCUCUGUCCUGGUAAGUCUAUCACUCAGUAACAUAUUGUUGCUCUGUAGGUGUUUUACAAUCUUGUGAUAGAUCAGAUCUGCUUCCACUGACUUUUCUGUGACCUAUUUCCAUUUCCUGUGGUAUUGGUUUUUCUCAUUUUACAUUUUACUCAUUUCGCAGACGCUCUUAUCCAGAGCGACUUACAUGUAGUGAGUGCAUAAAUUUUUCAUACUGGCCCCCCGUGGGAAUCGAACCCACAACCCUGGCGUUGCAAGCGCCAUGCUCUACCAACUGAGCUACAGGAGGCCUACAAAUGUCAUGAAUGUCAUGGCAGGUUGUUGUAGUGUUAUCUGUAGCUCCUUAAUGUCAUGGCAGGUUGUUGUAGUGUUAUCUGUAGCUCCUUAAUGUCAUGGCAGGUUGUUGUAGUGUUAUCUGUAGCUCCUUAAUGUCAUGGCAGGUUGUUGUAGUGUUAUCUGUAGCUCCUUAAUGUCAUGGCAGGUUGUUGUAGUGUUAUCUGUAGCUCCUUAAUGUCAUGGCAGGUUGUUGUAGUGUUAUCUGUAGCUCCUUAAUGUCAUGGCAGGUUGUUGUAGUGUUAUCUGUAGCUCAGUACCAUUUAGCAUCCAUCUCCUCUCUGAAACCCCUCCCAGGUGCGCGGAGCAAGCGGCUGAUCCCUGUGGUGUACCGGUCUAUGAAGAAACCUUUCCCCAGUAUCCUGAGGUUCCUGACUGUGUGCGACUACACACGACCCUGUACACAGUCCUGGUUCUGGGUCCGGCUGGCCAGGGCUCUCUCCCUGCCCUGA